This is a messenger RNA of Salmo salar (Atlantic salmon), 4659 nucleotides long. RefSeq names its product LIM and SH3 domain protein 1. The record is from RefSeq and is a predicted model, not a curated record. Lineage: Eukaryota; Metazoa; Chordata; Actinopteri; Salmoniformes; Salmonidae. Gene Ontology annotation, molecular function: actin filament binding. Gene Ontology annotation, cellular component: focal adhesion.
UAUUUGUGUUGGAUUUAAGUAUCAAAUCUAGUAUACGCUGAUCGAUCUCCAGAGAUUGAUAUCUGAUCACAGGGUUUAUCCAAUUCUAAACGCCGCCUUUGAAAUCAAGCGUCUCCUUGUGGGACCGCCCCCUUUCCUUUCUCCUCGGGAGCGCGGCAUUGGAAAGAGAGGCGCCGUGCCCGCGCUUUACGUGUCUGGUUCGUGUGCUGACAGCCAGCUGUGCGAUUAGAACGACAACAAUCUCCGGGAUUUGAUAAAUCCAGCCGUCAAACUCGACCCGUAUUGUUUGGGAAGAACACGUUUAGUUGACAGUUAUUUUUUUUAUCGUCUAAUUUAUCCAGCUAAACAGCAUUCCUCAAACAUGAAUCCGUCGUGUGGCAGAUGUGGCACAAUCGUGUACCCGACGGAAAAAGUGAAUUGUCUGGACAAGUACUGGCACAAAGGAUGCUUCAGCUGUGAGAUCUGCAAAAUGACUCUAAACAUGAAGAAUUACAAAGGCUUUGAAAAGAGACCAUACUGCAAUGCACACUACCCCAAGACAAACUUUACCUGUGUGGCCGACACUCCUGAGAACCUCCGCCUCAAACAGCAGAGCAAGAUGCAGAGCCAGGUGCAGUACAAGGAGGAGUUUGAGAAGAACAAAGGGAAAGGUUUCAGUGCUGUGGCCGACACGCCAGAGAUGCAGAGAAUCAAGAAAACACAGGACCAUAUCAGUAACAUUAAGUACCAUGAGGAGUUUGAGAAGAACAGGAUGGGAGGAGAAAUCCCAUCUCCCCAGCCCAACAGCCCCAAUCCAGUGUUCCAGCAGCAGCUGCCCCACCAGCCCCCUGCUGCGUCUAAGAACUACAACUAUGAGCCGGCCGCGGCUCCUGGACCUGUCCGCCAGGUGGCCGCCGCCCCCCCUCCCAGCUCCGGGAAGCGGUACCAGGCAGUGUAUGACUAUGCUGCAGCCGAUGAGGACGAGGUGGGCUUCCUGGAGGGAGACGUGAUCGUAGACGCGCAGGUGAUCGACGAGGGCUGGAUGUACGGCCGUGUGGAGCGCACUGGCCAGCAGGGCAUGCUGCCUGCUAACUAUGUAGAGGCCAUCUGAUCUGUGAAAGAGAGAAGUGGGGGUGGGGGGGGGGGGAGAGAAGCAAGUGAAAAGCCCAGUGCCAUCUCAUCUUAAUGCCGCUUUCUAUUUCUUUCACUCGUUCUCUGAUCUGUCCUGUAAGACCCCCUCUUCCUCCCCUUCCAACCUCCCCCGGUGUACCCCUGGUCUGCUUUCCUCCAACGACAGACUCUCUCUGUCUGAAUGUCUGUGUGUCUGUCUCUGUCUGUGCUGCCGUCUGUCUGAAUGUGUCUGCCUGUCUCUGUCCCAAAUCUUCAGUCCACUAAAAGUGCUGUCCCAAGUGGAAUUGAAGUAUCAUACCUCCAUCUUACAGGCUAUAUAUAUAUAUAUAUAUAUAUAUAUACACACACACAUGUCAGGGAUCAUACAGUGUAUCACAACUAUCCUAGCUACAGCACUUCAUAUUCCAGCAAACUAUGAUGCAAAACGAUAUGAACCCUUCCCCCACCUCGUCAAUCAAGUUGCCAUGACAGCAGAGAACUGAGGCCAAUGUGGUCAUGAGAAAAUGAGUUUGGAAUGUGGGUGUGGCAUCUUCAGAAGGUUUUUUUUUUCUUCUUUCCCAUUUUUGAAACUGGCUGAAAUUGGCCUGACUGGAAGCUCACUGUAGAAUCUUACUGUAUCUGGGCAGUUAGAACUAAGCUUGAAUAUUUGACUUGUGUACAUUCCAUUAACCAUCAAUACCCCAUUGUUGUCGCAUCAGCCAGUCAGUGAGCAGUCUACAGUAUCAGUCUUACCAGAGAGGUCUUAUAUAUUUCUAUUACUACAUAUACGCAUUUAUCAAUAUUACUUAUCUGUUCCCUCACCUGUCUUACCCUGUCCUGCACUGCAUUGUGGGUAUUGUUCUGAAACUAAACUGGAAUCCUAUCUUAACUGAAGAGCACCUCCUGCCCAUGCCUUGUACCUCAAGUUCAGGCAUUUGAAGUACAGGAGGGAUCAGGGACGAGUUAGUUAGGGGACGUGGUUACAGUCAUGUCAUCACCUUAGUCAGUGGGUGUGAAGAUAUUCUCCCGCUCGCAGCCUCAAAUGCCUUCUGACAGUCUUACAGGAAGCUGAGUGACGUGAUGGUGGUUACGGUUGGAGGAGGAGAGAGGGGGUGGGAUCAGGCCAGGCCCUGCCCCCUAUUCCAAGAUGACAAACAUCUGAGUUGAUCGAUCGUAAGCGCGAAGGCCAAACGCAAUUCUCCAAACAAUUCUGUAUUGUGAAUUUUUUUCUUCUUCUCAUUUGUUUGGUUGCUUAGCAUUCCAAUCCUUAUGAGAAGUGUUGAACUGAGGUCAGAAAUCCAGGCUGUGGUAAAUGUUAUUGUUUCUACUUCGUAUCAUGUUUUUUUUCCUUUGCUUUGUUGGUAUUGUAAGAGGCUUAUUCUAAAAAUGUCAAUGUAUCAAAUACAUUUCAGAAAUAAAACGGCAACUCGAUUUAUGAACCAAUAAGGCACGCUAGUUUUGUCUAGACGUGUGCGUAUGCUGGGUUAGCGAUCCCACAGAUUUAGAUCCAUGGGGUAAGUCAACCAUCAACCUCCUGGGUUAUGCAUUUGCCUGAUAAUCGUCAACCCAAUUUUCCUGUUUUAUUGUGCCAACUCGUGACUGGACUAUCUCACCCAGUUCUCUUGUCCUUGAAACUCUGAGAAGUGGACAGCAAUGUUCUGGAGUGCCACUGGCUCAUGAAUAUUCACAUGCUCAUUAAUGAGCAGUUGUCAUGGCGCAUAGUAACAUUUGGCCCGCCCUCUCACCUGCGUUCUAGAUAUUUCUGACACUCUAUGGGCGGACAUUCCCUACCAAAUAUAGUGGCAAACCUGUGUUCCUUUGUUGCACGGAAAACUGAGAAAUGUUAUGCAACAAUGACUUAACUUUCAUAGUAGUAGCUACGAGAUCCGUCUGGCUGUCCUGUCAUGGGCAGAUAAUUCCAGUGACGACGAUCGUUGUACAUUCCAUGUCCUAAGGGACCGCGCGAGGCUUGGAGAGGGACGUGGUUUCAGUAGAGGGUGAACUCUACUUCCUCCUUGACCUCUGUUACUUCUCUCUUUCCCACCCUACGUGUUUCUUUCUCUUCACUGUGACGGUCACAGAUGAGGGGGACAACAUGGGAUUAAAAGUAAUAUUCAGCUUUUUGAAAACAAUACUCUCCCUACUUAGUUUAAUGAUAUUGUACAGUUGUUUUGGGUUAUAGGUCAUGGUGCUGGCGGAAGGGGCUUUUCCUGCAAACUAAAGAUGUAGUGUGGAAUGAUUUGAUUUAAUGAGGUGAGGGGUAGUAUAAAGGGUAAACAGUACCCAUUUUAAUACCAGUGUGGUGGAACGUGUUGGACAAUAAGUAGGUGUUGACCGUUCAUAUCAUUUUGGCUUCAACUUUUGUAAUGUGAUGAGUUACAACAAUGUUUUAAAUGAACUGGAAUGAACACAACACACACCUCAACCUGACUAGAUAAUCAGAUUGCCAUGCAGAUUAAAAGGUAAGUCUAGGCCUACAUUUAGCAUCUAAGACCUCUCUAUUUGACAACUGGACAUUUUUUUUUAACUCAUACACUGUAUGAAGGGCAGGUUUGGGGCCGAGCUAUUGGAAGUCUCAUUGCUUUGCUUCAGUAACUAAAUAAAGAGUGAGGACGAAGGAGAGGUGCUUUGGCUUGAAGUGAAUGGAGUGUUCUUGGAGUUUUUAUGAAUUUGGGUUGCCUUUUACAGUAUCUGCAGUCAAUGCCUCUCAAAAUAAAAUUGCCUUUCCUACUUGGAGGCUUUGGUGUGUUUUACUGAUGGGGGAUAAACCAAGCCCACGUUGGCUGCCACAGCUGUUUUUCCUUCGCAGUGAAGUGAUGUGGAUUUGUUUUAGUUUCUAGGUAGAUUUAGGAGGGAGGUGAAUGACGCUUAUAGUUGAUUGGCGGGAAACAAAUCCAAAGUGGCCAAAGACGAGACAAUGGUGUUUUUGUGUGACUGGAGUGAUGAUAGACCACAGUGGCAAGGCAUAGACAUUUACUGUACCAUGUUAUAGUCUGUAUUGGGUUGGAUGGGGCUAGGGGAGAGAGAGAGAGAGAGAGAGAUGCUGUUAACACAUACUACUACCCCCCCCAACCUGAGAGAGAGGGAGCAAGGAAAGACUUUGAAUCUGCCAGGAGACCAAUAUGCUCCUCUGCUUUGGUAUCACUCCUAAACUCUGCUGUAUCAUAUCUCAUAUCAUCACCUUGUUCUCCUCCCCCAACGUGGUCCUAUCAGUCCUAUGGCCAAGAGUCCUCCAACCUUCUACCCCAAUUAAAGAUUCCUAUGUCCUAUGCUUCUGAUGAAUCAAUCAUUCCCUGCUUUUGUAUGAUACUGGUAUAUAAAUCACAUCAACCAAACACUGACCUAGCAUUCAGACCGAUGUUGUGCAUUCCAUCAAAAAUGAUUUUGUUUUGAUAACAUUUUUUGUUGUUCCUAUUUUUUAACAUGCAUAUAUUGACAUUCUUUUAAAAAAAAAAUCAUUAGACUCCAGUUGAAUUUAAGGACCUGAGAAAAGCAUAAUGUUGCCCUGUUACAGCACUUCGAAUUGUACUUAAACAUUCUACAGAUUCAAUAAAAUGUCAUUUUUACUCA